UAUCCUCGAUCGAGAGCCGAUCCGUAUAAAAAUGCACCGCGUUGCGAGGUGUGGUCACACUUGGAUUUGCCUCUUCCCACUGACCAGGAUACCCAAGAUGCACGCCCUUGUGAUCGUCCUCACAGCUUUGGUGUCCCAUGCUCUGGCCGGCGGCUAUGCUGGCGGACCAGUGGGAGGAGGUGGAGGCGCCGGCGGCCCGGGCGUUGUGCACGGUGGUCCGGGCGUUGUGCACGGUGGCCAUGCAGGCGUCGUGCACGGUGGUCCAGGCGUCGUGCACGGUGGCCCAGGCGUCGUGCACGGUGGUGGAGGCGUGGGCCUGGGCCUCGCCGGCGGUGGUGGUGGUGGCGGCGCUGGUCUAGUAGGCGGCCACGCGGUCGCUGUGCCACUUCCCAGCCCCCACCGCGUCGUAGGCCACGUUAAAGUAGCUCCUGUCAAGACCGUCUCGUACGUCAAGAAGCCCGUCGUCAGCGUCAGCUACGUGACCAAGCCCGUGGUGAGCUACGUGAAACAGCCUGUAACCACCGUGUCGCACACCGUCCAGCCCGUGGUCACUGUGAGCCACGCCGUCCUCAGCGACGUUCGCGCCCUCGGAGCAGGCGGAGGAGUCGGAAGUGGCCUGGUAGGAGCUGGUUUCGGUGGCGGACUGGGCACCAUUGGAGCCGUCGAUGGUGGAGUCAGCGUCGUGAACGGCUACGGCUUGGCACCGUACGGCCUUGCAGGCUACGGCGCCGGCGUUGGUUUCGGACACGGCUACGGAGGAGGUUAUGGAGGAGGUUACGGAGGAGGCUACGGAGGAUAUGGGGGAGUUGGCCUCAAGGGAACCGUGGUUGCCGCCGACGUCGGAGCUUUCGGAGGAUACGGCGGUGGCCUCGGUUAUGGAGGAAGCGUCACCUACGCCACAGGACUGGGCUACGGCGGCGGCUAUAAUGGUGGCUACGGAGGAGGCUACGGAGGCGGCUAUGGCGGAGGAUACGGGGGCAACUAUGGUGGUGGCCUGGGUCUCGCUACCUACGGCGUCAAAGGACACCUUAAUGCAGGCGCUCUUGGCGUCGGACUUAAGGGAGGCUAUGCGGUUGGUGGAGGUUACGGGGGUGGACUGCCUGGUGUCGGGGUUGGGGGAGGUCAUGGAGGUGGCUAUGGAUGGUGAAACACCAUGCUCUCAACUCAUCUUCAUGCAUCACACUAGUCCAUCCUAGAAAACAGCUCGAUUUCUCAGGAGCCACAUCACCUACUUCCUGCACUGCUCGCCCUGAGCGCCACAUGUACAGAUUCACGGGCGUCGCCUCUACCGAAUAAAUCAAGGGCGUUGCAGACACUAUCGUCGGGCGUACGUUGCGAAGACAUCGGCAACAGCGAAUUCUUUGGGUGUACGGGGGCAGGCACGUCAAUCACGACCACAGUGCUGCCACAAGGAAUGCCCACCUGUCCUGGUCAGUGGAUACCAAAAUUUGGUGUACGCAAAAUAAAAUAAAAUUGUGGAGA
Rhipicephalus sanguineus (brown dog tick) is the source of this 1482-nucleotide messenger RNA. RefSeq lists its product as uncharacterized. Bases 32 to 1147 code for a protein of 371 amino acids. The transcript is spliced from 3 exons. The record is from RefSeq and is a predicted model, not a curated record. Lineage: Eukaryota; Metazoa; Arthropoda; Arachnida; Ixodida; Ixodidae.